UUUGUCUAUGUAACAAACACUUCAACAAAGCUACUCUAAAUCCAAUUUACAAGAUGAAUUCCUUUAGCCAAAACCACUAUUUAAUUUUGUUCCUUGUUCUCGCUGUGUGGACAUCCCACGUAAUGUCUCGCAGGUUGUCUGAGGCCUGCACAUCAGAGAGACAUGAGAAGUGGAUGGCACAGUAUGGUAGGGUUUACAAGGAUGCUGCUGAGAAGGAGAAACGUUUCCAAGUAUUCAAAAACAAUGUGCACUUCAUUGAGUCUGUCAAUGCUGCUGGGGACAAACCUUUCAACCUUAGCAUUAACCAAUUUGCGGACCUUAAUGAUGAAGAAUUUAAGGCUUUACUAAUUAAUGUUCAGAAAAAAGCAAGUUGGGUGGAGACAUCAACAGAAACAUCAUUUAGGUAUGAGAGUGUAACUAAGAUUCCUGCUACCAUUGACUGGAGGAAAAGAGGUGCUGUCACUCCAAUCAAGGACCAAGGCAGAUGCGGUAGUUGUUGGGCAUUUUCAGCCGUGGCUGCGACCGAGGGUAUCCACCAAAUUACAACGGGUAAGUUGGUGCCUCUCUCUGAGCAAGAACUGGUUGAUUGUGUUAAAGGUGAGAGCGAAGGAUGCAUUGGUGGUUACGUGGAUGAUGCCUUUGAAUUUAUUGCCAAGAAAGGAGGAAUAGCAAGUGAAACACACUACCCCUACAAAGGAGUUAACAAGACUUGUAAGGUUAAGAAGGAAACUCAUGGUGUGGCUGAGAUUAAAGGGUAUGAGAAAGUUCCUUCCAAUAAUGAAAAGGCACUUCUAAAAGCUGUGGCAAAUCAACCAGUGUCAGUUUACAUCGAUGCUGGAACACAUGCUUUCAAAUAUUACUCAAGUGGGAUUUUUAAUGCAAGAAAUUGUGGAACUAAUCCAAAUCAUGCUGUUGCGGUAGUUGGUUAUGGAAAAGCUCUUGAUGAUUCUAAGUAUUGGCUUGUAAAGAAUUCAUGGGGCACCGAAUGGGGUGAGAGAGGGUAUAUAAGGAUCAAGCGAGAUAUACGUGCCAAGGAAGGUUUAUGUGGAAUUGCUAAGUAUCCCUAUUAUCCAAUUGCUUGAGUACUGCUAUCAAUCAAUAUAUAAUAAGAUGCUUUUGUUUUAUCUUAAUUAAGAUGCAUGUGUAAACGUUUAAUUUCUACUAAAUAUAUAAUAUUUUGUUUUCUUU
This is a messenger RNA of Glycine soja, 1188 nucleotides long. Its product is annotated as senescence-specific cysteine protease SAG39-like. Lineage: Eukaryota; Viridiplantae; Streptophyta; Magnoliopsida; Fabales; Fabaceae. The record is from RefSeq and is a predicted model, not a curated record. Gene Ontology annotation, cellular component: lysosome. The transcript has 2 exons. Bases 54 to 1082 code for a protein of 342 amino acids. Gene Ontology annotation, molecular function: cysteine-type endopeptidase activity.